CAGCGGUUUUUUUUCCCUUUGCCUUUAGGUUGAUUAUGGAUCGUCAAAUAGAUCUUGUCAUCAAUCUUCCGAACCACAACACCAAGUUCACUCGUGACAACUACCUAAUCCGUCGAACUGCCAUCGAUACUGGCACACCUCUGAUGACCAACUUUGAGGUUGUGAAGUUGUUUGCUGAAGCACUUGGCCACAUCAAGAACCUUGAUGCAACAACUCUGUUCCAUUUUAAGAAGUCCCACUCUGAACAAUUUGAGCAAAAGCUCUAAUUUCCAAGUAUUUAAAUACAGUAGUAAUUUUUUAAUCAUUUAAAGAUGGUAAAAAAAAAAAAUUGCAAAUUUUAUAGCAUAUUAAAAAUGUUGAUCAUGAUUUGAUUACUAUUCUGUCUUUUAAUGAGUUGAACUGGACCAUUAAAUUACCGUAGUUUCUCGGGUAUAAGCCCAUCCCUACAGUACAUCCGUUUUUAGAUACCAAGGUCAUGGUGUGACUUGAAUGAGUAGCUGUAGACUUCUACGUACAUUUUAUUUUAGAAAUCAACUUAGAAAUCAACACAAAAAAAAAAUCAAUGAUUAGCUUUGAAUUUAGGAUGAAAAUGUUGGAAAAUGUUUCAGUACUCCUGAAAUUGGCCCAAUUUUAAUGUUCAGUGGGGUUGGUCUUAUACUAGAACAACUGCGGUGAAUAUUUGAUAUUUUGUAUAUGUACAGGCAGGUUACAGGAUAUAUUUUUUUCAACAGGUGUGUAAACAACACCAUAUCUAUAUUCUUUAAAUUUUAUCUUACCUUUUCAUACACCAAUCAAAACACUGGUAAUUCAUGUUGACGAAUCUUUAUAAGUAAAAACAUGGAAAAGCUGAGAAGUCUGUAUUGUAUUAAUUCAUUUCACAAUACUAGUUGACAAAUUACUCAAAUCAUAAAUCUGUUUAAACAAAAUUGUUAUUACAUUUUUAAGUGUUUCCAGAUUUAUCCACAUGCAGUAGUACUGUAUAUACAGGUCACCCUCCUUUUCGAGACCCUUGGAGUGAUUUUGGGGUUGGUUCUAUCUUCAACUAGAGGAUUAGAUUUGUGUUUGGGGUUGGUUCGAUCUUCAACUAGAGGAUUAGAUUUGUGUUAAAAGAUUGAGGAUUGUUAUUGGUAAUUUGAAGAUGUGUUCUGGAAUUACAGGGGGGGUCUCGAGUUGGAUUGCACUGUUUUUGUUAUUUUUUGUUUCGAUUUGAAAAAUAAAUCUUUGUGGUACUUAUUUUUGUGCUUGUUGUAUAACCAUCUUAUCUUCUGUUUUCAACAUGUUUAUGUUUUUGAGAGAUACACUGUACUCGAGUAGUACACUUAAUUUCAUUAAGGGAUUAUGGUUGAGCAAGCAGGCUUAUUUAUUAAACUACAUGCAGUACUUUGAUAUUGUUAAUUUUCUUUGACCUCCUGUUAGAAAACAAGAUUGUAUGUCUUUGCAUCACAUUUGUCAUCUAAAUUUGUUGUCUUUUUUUUAUAUAUUCAAUGUGUGUGUCUUGGAUCAAAUAAUUAAUCUUCACUCAAACCAUGGAGAAAAUAUAAAACUAAGCUAAUUCUUGAAGGUCAUUUUUGAGAAGUUGUCAUAACAUCUUUUUUUUUACUUUUCUUUUAAAUAAGAUUAAGUGUACGUAUGCAGUAUAUUUGGAUUUGGGAGAGAAAAAAUUAAUAUUUUUGCAUGAAAAGCUACAUUGAUGUUGUUCAUGUAUAUUUUUUAUUUACAUUGUCAAAAUUAAAUUAUUAAUUUCAAUUGGUAGGCACCUAAUUAUAUGUCAAUUUAUGAUUGUGUACGUGCUGAGAAGUUAGUUUAUGUUUUAACUAAUUAAAUGAUGAAAGGUAAUGAUUUUUUUUUGUGUUUAUUACUGUUUUUCAUAAUUGAAAUGGUCAUGAUUUAUGGCUGUCUUAAGAUCGUAGUAUUAUUUAUGUUGAGGGGCUUAUUUAUUCCAAAUUAAGAUGUGCUGUAAGAAGUGUGAUGAUAAUGAUUUAAAUAUGUACUUUAUGAUUAUAUACAUUUCCAUGGGUAAGAUUACUUUCUGAAUUAAUAUGAGGUAUGGAAUAAAUUAGUUGUGCCUUUUGAUUGUUAGCACUUUAAAUGAAUAUCUCCAAUGUCACUUUCAAACUUAUUAGAUUAUGUAAGGUAAUGAAUAAUUAAUGUAAUUAAUGUCUGCAUUAUUAUUGUAAGCAUGUUGAAGGGCUAAUAUUAUUCUUGACUUAAAAUGAUGUAAGGUGACGACUCAGGUCAUUAUUUAAUUGCCAUAUAAUUUAAAUAGCAUGUUGAAAUGAAGACUGAUUUAUCAGAGUA
Molecule: messenger RNA, 2298 nt
Organism: Anneissia japonica
Lineage: Eukaryota; Metazoa; Echinodermata; Crinoidea; Comatulida; Comatulidae
Product: carbamoyl-phosphate synthase [ammonia], mitochondrial-like
Exons: 2
Coding region: 36-266 (76 amino acids)
Source: RefSeq, a predicted model, not a curated record